UACUUUAUAUUUAGGCGCGCGCUUGCGCGCGUACAUAACUCUAGUUUCACUUAAAAACGAUUCACGAACAUGGCCUUGUCACACAAAACACGAGUGAUGAUGUAGUAUAAUCCGGACAAAACAUAACCAAGAAUCACUUCUCCAGGUGGAAAGUAGUUGUGAAUCCAUAUUUAGAAAUAAAUUAUUAUUCAUUUGUUUUUUACUUGACACGAUGGAAAUUCAAAAUUUGAAAACCCCGUUCGGUAAAUUUCUUUCUGGAAAAUAUGAAAAGAGCUUCGCUUAUAAAACGAUAAAGGAUCGCUUGCCUGUCAUCAUCACAAGUAUUAUUGAUAAUAUAAGCCAAUGCAAAGAUUCAAUAAUUACAAAAUAUGGUUCGAAUUGUUCUGAGGAGCUAAAACAAGUAAUAGGGCAAUUGAGUGAACUAAAAAGUGAAAUGAUGACAAAUAAACCAUUAAAAUUUAUGAGUUCAUCUGAAAAUGGGAAAGAAGAUAUCUCAAAAUGGAAUGAGUGUAUUAAAAAUCAACAAUUUAAAAACGCAAAUUUGUCUACAUGGUAUAAUUCUGUAUGGUUAUUCAGUGAAUGUUAUAUGUAUCGUCGAGUAGCUCAUAUUUUUUUAUCAACAACUACGUUAUUGACUUACGAUUAUUUUGAAAAACAAAAGCACGAUAAUUUUACUACAUCUCUAGAAACAAUUUCUGUGUUAGCGAAUUACACUAUGAAGGUGUUGAAUGAAUCAGAAAGUAAUUUAAUUGAUAAUCAAAAAAAUUGUUUUACAAAUCUCCUGAAAUCAGCUCUUUGGGGAAAUAAAUGUGACCUAUCUCUGAGCCAAGGUAGUGCAGUUAAAAUAGAAGACAUGGUAGAUCAAACAAAGACGUUAGAUGAAAAUAUUUUAAUUGAUCAUAGUGAUUUAAUUUGGACUCGUCUUAAUCAUUUUCGUGCUGAUAAAAAAGGCACUACCAUAGACAUCUUUCUGGACAAUGCAGGAUAUGAAUUAUUCACUGAUUUUUGUAUCGCUGCAUUCUUAAUCGAAAAUAAUUUCGCUAAAAAAAUUAGGUUUUAUGUGAAAAGUAUUCCCUGGUUUGUCAGUGAUGUAACUGAACGGGAUUUAUUUUGGACAAUUGACACUAUGAAAAAUUCAAAUCAUAAAAAUUUAAUGAAAUUGGGUCAUCGUUGUUCAAAGUAUCUAGAAGAUAAUAAAUGGACUGUUGAAAUUGAAUCUUUUUGGACAGAACCAUAUGAUUUUUCACAAAUGAAAGUGGAAUCACUACCGCUGUAUAAUAAGCUAUCUGAAGCUAUUUUAAUUAUAUUUAAAGGAGAUUUAAAUUAUCGAAAACUAAUGGGAGAUAUCAACUGGGACUAUGAAACUGAUUUGAAAACAGCACUCCGAGGAUUUCAGCCGACUAAUAUAGUAACAUUAAGAACAGUAAAAGCUGAUUUGAUUGUCGGCGUGCCUCAUAAAAAAGUAAAUGAACUAUUUUGUAAACAAGAAAAUUGGAUGGAAACCGGCCAAUACGGUCUCAUUCAUUCCUACUUCGUUGAUCAUAAUUUAUAAAAAAACAACUUUACUUUAAAAUUAAUAUUUUCUGUAAAAUACAGAGUGGGAAUGUAAAUAUUGUAUGAGCGUCUUAUUUUAUUGAUUUAUUUCAUAAUAUUAAUGAUUAAAAAUAAAACAUGAUCUUGUCUAUGUAAAA
Molecule: messenger RNA, 1691 nt
Organism: Cotesia glomerata
Lineage: Eukaryota; Metazoa; Arthropoda; Insecta; Hymenoptera; Braconidae
Product: damage-control phosphatase ARMT1-like
Biological process (GO): DNA damage response
Cellular component (GO): cytoplasm; nucleus
Molecular function (GO): phosphatase activity
Source: RefSeq, a predicted model, not a curated record